AAGAGUUCUAGACCCUUUGGCCCACCAUUCACACUUUCAAAAUUCGUCAAUUCACUUCAGUUUUCACAUGUAAAGCAAGACGACUAAUGUGACCAAGAUCUUGGGCAAGAAAGAAAAGAAGAAUCAAAAUUUGUUCUGUGAAGUUAAUUUUGGCACCCCUGUCACAUGAGAAUAUCUUUAAACUAGAAGCAGAGCAGCUCAUUAGCUAGGCAACCAAACGAAAAAACCAUGAAAGGCAUUGCAAGACUUUCCUUCUUCUUCUUCUUCUUCUUCCUCCUCUUCCCAGUUUCUAAAGGUGCAGAUAUCGUAGCUGUAAACCAGACAAUCUCAGAUGGCGAGACUAUAGUUUCAGCUGGGAACAGCUUUGAAUUGGGAUUCUUCAGCCCCAAAAGUUCAAGUUUGCGUUAUGUAGGAAUAUGGUACAAGUUCUCUAAUGAGACUGUGGUUUGGGUCGCCAACAGAGAAGCACCACUCAAUGACACAUCUGGAGUUUUGCAAGUUACCAGCAAGGGAAUCCUGGUCCUCCAUAAUUCAACAAAUGUUAUUUUAUGGUCUACUAACACAUCAAGACAGCCCCAGAAUCCAGUGGCUCAGCUUUUGGAUUCAGGAAAUCUUGUUGUUAGGGAAGCAAGCGAUACCAACGAGGAUCAUUACUUAUGGGAGAGUUUUGACUACCCAGGUAACGUGUUUUUGCCAGGCAUCAAUUUUGGCAGGAACUUGGUUACUGGCCUUGAUACGUACUUGGUGUCAUGGAAAAGCUCUAACGAUCCUUCAUUGGGUGAUUCAACAACUAGGCUUGAUCCUGGUGGAUAUCCACAGAUUUAUAUCAGGGUUGGUGAGAACAUAGUCUUCCGAUCAGGACCAUGGAAUGGUGUUAGAUUCAGUGGGAUGCCUAAUUUGAAACCGAACCCGAUUUACACUUAUGGGUUUGUUUACAAUGAGAAGGAGAUUUGUUACAGGUAUGAUCUGACGGACAGUUCAGUUGUUUCGCAUAUGUUGCUGACCAAUGAAGGAAUUUUGCAGCGUUUCACCUGGACUAAUACCACAAGGACAUGGAAUCUGUACCUGACAGCCCAGAUGGAUAAUUGUGAUCGGUACGCAGUGUGUGGUGCAUAUGGAAGUUGUAACAUCAACAAUUCUCCUCCUUGCGCGUGCUUGAAAGGGUUUCAACCAAAAUCUCCUCAAGAAUGGGAAUCUGGGGAUUGGUCUGGAGGAUGUGUUAGGAAGAAUGAAUCAAUUUGCAGGGCAGGAGAGGGGUUUCAGAAGGUACCAAGUGUGAAAUUGCCAGAUACAAGGGCAUCCUCGUUUAAUUGGACAAUGGACUUUGAAGAAUGCCGAAGGGUGUGCUUGAUGAAUUGUUCUUGUACAGCUUAUUCAACUUUGAAUAUCACAGGUGGAUCUGGAUGCUUGCUUUGGUUUGAUGAGCUUCUUGAUAUCAGAGAGUACACUGUAAAUGGGCAAGAUUUUUACAUUAGAGUAUCUGCUUCUGAUUUAGAGCCAACCAGCAUACCUAAGAGGAAGACGCGAGUGUGGAUUAUAGCCAUCUGUUCAUUGGUUGCUGGAGUUACCAUUCUAGGCGUUGGCCUGCUGUUUCUGAUGAGGAGGAAGCCUAAGACAGUAGGAAAGAUGGUUUCAAUGAGAGAAAGAGACAUAAUUGAUAGCACCGAUAAAGAUCUAGAGUUGCCAGUAUUUGACCUCGCAACCAUAGCAAUUGCCACUAGCAAUUUCUCAGAUGACAAUAAGCUUGGAGAGGGUGGAUACGGACCUGUCUACAAGGGCACGCUUAAAGAUGGGAAAGAGGUAGCUGUAAAGAGGCUUUCAAAGACUUCCACACAAGGACUUGAUGAAUUCAAAAACGAAGUUAUAUGCAUUGCGAAACUUCAACAUAGAAAUCUUGUGAAACUUCUUGGUUGCUGCAUUGAAUCUGAAGAAAAUAUGUUGGUCUACGAAUACAUGCCCAACGGAAGCUUGGAUACCUUCAUCUUUGAUAAAAAGCAGAGCAAAAUAUUGGAAUGGUCUAUGAGGCACCACGUUAUCAAUGGGAUUGCCCGUGGACUUCUUUAUCUACAUCAAGAUUCCAGGCUAAGGAUCAUCCAUAGAGAUCUUAAAGCUAGCAAUAUAUUGCUGGACUUUGAAAUGAACCCAAAAAUCUCAGAUUUUGGCAUGGCCAGGAGUUUUGGUGGAAAUGAAAUUCAGGGAAACACAAAAAGAGUGGUUGGAACAUAUGGCUAUAUGUCUCCAGAGUACGCAAUUGAUGGGCUCUUUUCUAUAAAGUCUGAUGUAUUUAGCUUCGGUGUUUUGGUGCUAGAGAUAGUAAACGGGAAGAGAAACAGAGGAUUUUUUCAUCCAGAACACAAGCACAACCUUCUUGGUCAUGCAUGGAGACUUUACAAGGAACAAAAGUCAUUCGAGUUGAUCGACGAAUCUUUAAACAAUACCUGCGAUUUAUCUGAAGUCUUGCGAGUGAUCCAUGUCGGUUUACUGUGUGUGCAACAAGCUCCGGAGGACAGGCCUACUAUGUCAACUGUGGUGCUAAUGUUGACCAGUAACAUUACAUUGCCUGAACCAAAAGAGCCUGGAUUUUUCACAGAAAGGAAGUUAUUUGAUCAAGAGUCUUCAUCUAGCAAGGUGGAUUCGUGUUCCGCAAAUGAGAUUACUAUUACACUGUUAACUGCUCGAUGACAGACAAUUUUAAAAGGCAUGAAUUCUUCAUUCAUGGAAGGCCAAACUAUUUUGUUCCUUUUGUCUAUUGUUUUCUUCUUAUCAAUCCCCUCUACAGCAAUAGACACCAUCAAUGCCACUCAAUCACUAAAAGAUGGGGACACCCUGGUCUCAUCACAAGGCCAUUUUGAGCUGGGUUUUUUCAGUCCUGGAAAUUCCAGAAAUCGGUACGUGGGAAUAUGGUACAAGAAGAUAUCUAGCUUUACAGUAGUAUGGGUUGCCAACAGAAAUACUCUUCUAAAUGAUUCAUCAGGAAUGUUGAAGUUUGUUGACCAUGGAAAUCUCGCCAUUAUCAAUAGUACAAAUGGCACUAUUUGGUCCUCAAAUUUAUCAAGGGCAGCAAUCAAUCCAGUUGCACAACUUCUGGACACAGGAAAUCUAGUUGUGAGAGCUGAAAAUGACAAUGACCCUGAAAAUUUCCUAUGGCAGAGUUUCGAUCAUCCAGGGGACUCGUUUUUACCAGGCAUGAAAUAUGGUAUAAGCUUCGUGACCGGCCUCAAUCGAUACCUGACAUCCUGGAAGAGCCCCAGCGAUCCUUCUACAGGUAAAUAUACAAAUAAGCUUGAUCCAAAUGGAUUGCCACAGUACUUUUUAUCUCAGGGUUCAGUUGACCAGUUCAGGUCAGGACCCUGGAAUGGACUGAGGUUUAGUGGUAUGAUAAAUUUGAAGCCAAACCCAAUUUACACAUUUGAGUUUGUUUUCAAUCAAGAGGAAAUAUAUUACAAGUAUCAAAUCGCUAACAGUUCAGUUCUUUCGAGGAUGGUGUUAAGUCCUGAUGGUGUCCUGCAGCGUUUCACUUGGAUCGAUCGAACUCAAGAUUGGAACCUAUACUUGACAGAAAAUAUGGAUAACUGUGACAGGUUUGCAUUAUGUGGUGCACAUGGUGUUUGUAACAUCAACAACUCCCCAGCCUGUGAUUGUUUGAAAGAGUUUGAGCCAAAAUCCCUGGAAGAUUGGACAGCUGCAGAUUGGUCACAAGGAUGUGUUCGAAAGGUCCCAUUGGAUUGCAGCAAUGGAGAAGGUUUUAUAAAAUAUACUGGGAUUAAAGUGCCAGACACACGGAAGUCUUGGUAUAACAAGACAAUAAACCUUGAAGAAUGUGAGGAGGUCUGUUUGAAGAAUUGUUCCUGUACAGCCUACGCGAAUUUGGAUGUUAGAGAUGGAGGAAGUGGGUGUGUUCUGUGGUUCGGUGACUUGAUUGAUAUCAGGCAAUACAACGAAAAUGGGCAAGAUAUCUAUAUAAGGAUAGCUGCUUCUGUAAUAGAUAAACGUGUCAAAUCCAGAGGGAAGAAACGAGUAAGGAUCAUUGUUAUUCCCGAAUCACUAGUGGCAUUUUCCCUCUUAGCCCUUUGUCUGUUCUUGCGUAUCCUGAGGAAAAACAAGAAACGGCAGCUAACAAGAGAAGAGCAAGACCGCACCAAGGAAAGCAGAAAUGAAGAUUUAGAGCUACCACUGUUUGAUUUGGCUACAUUAACAGAUGCAACCAAUUGCUUUUCGAUAAACAACAAGCUUGGCCAGGGUGGUUUUGGACCAGUCUACAAGGGUAUACUGCAAGAUGGACAAGAAAUAGCAGUGAAGAGGCUAUCUAAAAGGUCACGACAAGGAAUAAAUGAGUUCAAAAAUGAAGUUGUAUGCAUUGCCAAACUUCAGCAUCGCAACCUUGUGAAGCUUUUAGGAUGCUGCAUUGAAUUAGAAGAAAGGAUGCUGAUAUAUGAAUACAUGCCAAACAAAAGCUUGGACUCUUUCAUUUUUGAUAAAAGGCGAAACAUGUUGCUGGACUGGACUAAGCGCUUCCCCAUUAUCAAUGGGAUUGCAAGGGGACUUCUUUACCUUCAUCAAGAUUCAAGACUCAGAAUCAUACAUAGAGAUUUAAAAGCAAGCAAUAUUUUGCUGGAUUAUGAGAUGAAUCCAAAAAUUUCAGACUUUGGCAUGGCUAGGAGUUUCGGAGGGGAUGAAACUAGCGCAAAAACAAGCAGAAUUGUUGGGACAUAUGGUUACAUGUCGCCAGAGUACGCAAUCGAUGGCCUCUUCUCAGUGAAAUCGGAUGUAUUUAGCUUUGGUGUUCUGGUACUAGAGAUAGUGAGUGGAAGGAAGAAUAGAGGAUUCCGUCACGCAGAACACAAGCUCAAUCUUCUUGGACAUGCAUGGAUGCUACAUAAGGAAGGAAGACCCCUGGACUUGAUUGAUGAAUCUAUUGUAGACUCAUGCAUUAUAUCAGAAGUCUCGCGAUCAAUCGAAGUAGCACUAUUGUGUGUUCAAAAAAGUCCUGAAGAUAGGCCUAAAAUGUCAACUGUGGUUCUAAUGUUAAGCAGUGACAUUGUUUUGCCUCAGCCCAAGGAGCCUGGUUUUUUCACAGAAAGGGAUCUUUCGAGCGAUCCUUCGUCAACAAUCAAGCAUGAAAUCUCUUCAGUAAAUGAAUUAACCUCUACCUUGUUAGAGGCUCGGUAAAACUUGUGAUAGUUCGGAGAUAUUCAACAUUUCCUCUCUCUCUCUCUCUCUCUCUCUCUCUCUCUUUCCCGAGUACGGCUACGCACUUCGGAUCUAAGAGAAACAAAAGAUGGUUGCAUAAUGAUUAACUCUUUCAACUGCAGGAACCGUCUUCCUUUAAUCUUUCAUCUAAUAUGUGAGAACAGGGAAAUGUCAAGAAAUCAUCUCUAGCCUUGUGUUAAAUAAAUUUCCCAGAAUCAAAAUGCAAGCACAUAAAUGGAAAUAUUGAGAAAA
This is a messenger RNA of Populus euphratica (Euphrates poplar), 5442 nucleotides long. RefSeq lists its product as uncharacterized. Lineage: Eukaryota; Viridiplantae; Streptophyta; Magnoliopsida; Malpighiales; Salicaceae. Gene Ontology annotation, biological process: protein phosphorylation; recognition of pollen. The record is from RefSeq and is a predicted model, not a curated record. The transcript has 14 exons. Gene Ontology annotation, molecular function: ATP binding; protein serine/threonine kinase activity.